Chelonia mydas (Green sea turtle) is the source of this 1458-nucleotide messenger RNA. RefSeq lists its product as uncharacterized. The coding region runs from base 242 to 901 and encodes 219 amino acids. The transcript has 5 exons. NCBI's taxonomy places the organism in Eukaryota, Metazoa, Chordata, Testudines, Cheloniidae. The record is from RefSeq and is a predicted model, not a curated record.
CAUUAUUUUCACCCUCAGUUCAGUGAAAUAGUCAUACCAAACUACAGUGUAUAGUCUAAAGAAGAAUUCAGUUAAAUCCAUGGAUUUUUCAUUUUAAAAAAGGUUUAGCUCUUAAUUUAAAAGAAAAAAAGCAAUUCAAAAGAUAGAAUCCUAUUUCUACUAAUAUAAAUAAUAGUUCAUUUCAACUUUUAUUAUUCAUUAGGGUUAAAUACAAUAUUUUCCAGAUUUUUUUCAUUCAAAGAUGCAAACCAAGCAGCGUUUUAAUCCCAGGAAUAAGUUGUUUGGGUUGUUUUUUUUUCAUUCUAUCACAGGGAAUCCCUUCUGCUAUCAAAUCUACAUGAACAAGCCCUUGCAUCUGUAUGAAGUCCCAUUGAUGUCAAAUGGAUUCCGUGUUGGUGUUAAGGUCUACCUGCAUAAAUCAGAUUGCAAGACUGGGACUUUGGCCCUUGACUACUAUUUUUGUGCAAGACAGAACAGGUUGGGGAACAGAUGGAAAAGCAUGAAAGUAAUCCUGAGCAAGAAAAAUGAAACCGGCAGGGGGUGGGUUCUUCGUCUCAUACCCCAUAAAAGGACAGAGGUUUUGGAAAGCAGGUGGGGACUGCGCACUGCCAGCAUCCCACCAGUUGCAAAGAAGAGCAACACAGAGGCCAGUACUUUGCUUCACACCAAAGGUCCAUCCAAUCUGAAGUCACCCAUCAUUCUGUGCCUUCCUGCCCUCCUUGAUGGCUCUGCCCAUCUCCACCUCUUUAAGUACUGCUCAAGAGAAGUAAGAUCUGAAGACACUCUUGCAGAAUUGGAACUCAUAAGGAAUCCUAUAUAUAAGAGUGGCAAUCUCAGCCAGACAACAACAGCUGCCUCAUCCACUCUGAAAACAUUGACAGACUUACCUGGAAUGCUGUAAAAUGGAACAGGAACUCUUCAGACACAGAGCUGUUUUAUUCUUUCACUCUUGAACAAAGAGGCCACAUUUCGUUCUGUUGCACCAGAGUUUGGAUUUAUACCAAUAUAAAUAGGAAUAGACUUUGACCCAGUGACUUGUUAAUUCAGUAUAAUGCCUUGAAGAAUAAUAUGUUAACAAAACAUUAUACAUGAAUGUAAAGUUACAAAGAAAUGUUUGAUUUCAGAUAUACUGUAGCUGAGAAGAGAGAGUUACUGAAAGUUGCAUUCAUUAUCAUCUUAUAGCUUUUAAUAACUAUUCACAAAGAAUAUAUUCUCCCUCUGCUAAUCCCUUCCAAACAGAUAUUUUAGUAACAGAUAAGAAUGUUUAACCACUAUCAAUACCAAUCACCAAAAGCAAAGCCAAGUGUUAACAUUACCCUUUUGAUACAGAAAAGGAAUUUCGGUGAUGCAGAAUUUUAUGUUUAGGUGAAUUCUGUUUUGGUUAAGGCUCCACGUGGUUAGAUUAGUUUUUUCUAAAAUACUGUAUGUGUUUUGGUAUUUACUAAUGACUUUCCAUCA